Molecule: messenger RNA, 1734 nt
Organism: Danio aesculapii
Lineage: Eukaryota; Metazoa; Chordata; Actinopteri; Cypriniformes; Danionidae
Product: tumor necrosis factor receptor superfamily member 14
Exons: 8
Coding region: 391-1284 (297 amino acids)
Biological process (GO): positive regulation of isotype switching to IgG isotypes; CD40 signaling pathway; cellular response to tumor necrosis factor
Cellular component (GO): external side of plasma membrane; membrane; CD40 receptor complex
Molecular function (GO): CD154 receptor binding; antigen binding; transmembrane signaling receptor activity
Source: RefSeq, a predicted model, not a curated record
AAGUGCAGAGAGGGUGGAUGGGGCUUUCCGAUGCAGAGGGCAGAAAAAGAGCAACAGAGGGGGUUUAGAGUGGGUGACGUAAAACAGCAAUUGAGGGGAAAGAAAAGAAAUUGUUCCCCUGCCUGCAGCAGAUGAACUUAGACAUAGUUACUAAAAGACUGAGAGAGCAAAAGUGACAGACAAACCGAAGAGACAGAAGAAGACAAUUGACGCAAUCGUGUGGGCCAGUGUGACUACAUCGAAUUCCUGGUAACAUAAACAGAAGGAUCGAGACCUCACAUCAAGCUUCAAGUGACCAUGAUUGGUGUGUAAGCGAACAGACUUCAUAUGACUGCACAAGACUCUUCACACUGACAGAAUCGAACUGAAACAACUUUUGACCACAGCAAGAUGGGAGACGAUAAAUGCCAAAAAUGUCCGAAAGGAAAAUUUAUGCGUGCCAAAUGUAACUCAUCACAAAGUACAGUGUGCGAAACCUGCCCCCAUGAUCAAUUUAUUGAUGUGGAAAACAGUGUGACCGAGUGUCGGCCCUGCAGAAAGUGCACCAGCGACAGCUAUCUGGUGGUGGAAAAGGAGUGUCAGGCAGACAAAAACACUCAGUGCAAGUGUAAACCAGGAUACUACUGUAAACACCCAACUGAUAACAAUUCUUAUUGUGAUCACUGCACUUCUGUCUCCAACUGUCCUCUGGGGCAAGGGGUUGCCAUUCAGCACACACCCACAACUGACACUGUAUGCAAACCCUGUCCUGAGGGCACCUACAGCGAUAAGGUGGACAACUGGUCCAGCUGCAAAAAUCACACAAGUUGUGAUGAUUUGGGUCGACAGGUGAAAAAUCCCGGGACCAACAUAUCAGACGUUCAGUGUGGAGAUUAUAAAUGUAAUUUAACUUGUUCUUGGGCCUUACCUGCUAGUCUAUGGACAGGAUUUGUGCUAUCUGUCCUGGUUGUAUUUCUAGUCCUGUAUAUAAUUUACAGGAAAAACAAACGGCGGUCAAAAUCAUCAGAGAUUACCUUAAGCACAAUCUCACCAGUGCUUCCUCCAGACAUCCUGAAAUACCCUGCUGACUGUGAUGUGGAGAAAUGUGCAGAACUUCACCAUUGUCUCACACAUAUAGAAAAUUACCCAGACCUGGAUGGCAGCAUACAGAGUGAUGGAGCUAAACCAUUGAUGACAAUGUCACCAAAAUACAGUCAAUCGACUGCUGCAGGUGAAUAUGCAGACAGCAUUAUGAAGUACUCCAUCUGUCAGUCGGAGCCGCAGGAAUCUGAAUGGACUGAUUAACUUUGGCAAUGUAGCUCACUAUUAACCUGACAAGUGUCUGUGCUAUCAACUGUUUUUUUUUUUUUUUUUUCAUUUGAUCAGUGUUCUGCUUAAUUGCAGUCUGGUUGAAUAUGUGUGUAAAUAACUAGAUUUUUAUUUUUAUAUAUUUUGUAAUGUAUAAACAUGAAUAUUCAACAAAACCCCAAGUGAACGAAAUUCUAGUUGCUCUUUGCUGAGGUAAAAACUAAAGUAUACGACAGUAUUUAUGGCAAUUUUCAGUUCACCAUAGUUAAUACACAGUACGCUGUAGCAUUCAUUAACAUUGGGUAGUAAAUACUACACAGUUGAAUUGUAGUAUAAAUUAAUUUACUAUAGUAUUUUUUCAUGUGGGUAGACUAAUGUUGUCCUAAGAUGCUUGUUGUUUUUAUGUUUCAAACUAUCAUUUCAAUAAACUUUUGGUAUUUUCAAUAA